AGACCCGGGAAGCUGCUAUAGGUCAUUUCCACCACAGGUUCAAUUGUCAACCACGGAAACCGUUAGACCCGACGACGUUCUGUUUGUCAAUGGGAAUUGGGAUUUGAGGCGAGAAAGCCUGGCUUUAAGCUUAGCUAUCUUGAACUGUCGUGUUGUCGUCAACAUCACACCGGAACAAAGUCACAUGACACACGCAUUCGCCAUCACGAUGUUGAUUAUGCCGUGAUGUCACAACGCUACACUGACAGUAUUGGGUACGGUGUAGAUACAUUAAGGAGUGGUAUCCGGGACCACCUGCCGUGAUGGUGUUAGAAAGCGGCCAGCUGUACCCGGGCGCCAAGUCGACCAGGUGACAUCCAAAAACAACAAAUUAAUCUCGGAAAAUGGUCAUUCAUGAUUUAUUGUAAUGAUGGACGUGUGUUCAUAGAGUUGUAUAUUUCACGUGAUUAAUCUAUCAGUUGAUUGAUUGGUUGAUUAAUUAUACGUUUAAAUAUUAUCAUAUUGUCAAUUAGCUCCCGUUGCUACUGUUCACGUGCUUAGUCUGGUUUGGAAUUCAUAAGUAUUGUGAACGGAAGCGUCCUUUGUGUGGUGGCGGAGGCAAUACUGGAGCUAUAUAUGUGUGUAUGUGUGACAAACUUGUAGAGCUAUAUAUGGUGGUGGUAGUGAGGUUUCCUACCACGAUAUGGGGGUGGAAUGGACACAGAGUUGUCUGUCCCCCCUCAACCCCUCACGGCCGCUUUAACCUUCAUUCCGAUGUUGCACGUUGGGACCGCCGCAGUAGCUGAUGGCUCGGGGUCCGGGCAGGCUCGAGACAGUGAUGCUGGACAUUUAGGUUUGUCUUCCGCGCGGGGAGCUGCGUUACGUCAGCAGGAAAAACGCAAACGUGACUCGGUAGGGAGUAGUGAGAAAUCAACACCAAAGGACUCCUCUACUACUCGUAAGCUACGGGAGGCAAGUAGUAGACAGGAGGUAAAAAUAGCACCCAACCCUGUUACCACUGCCGCUGCACUUCCAGUAUAUCCACUAGGCGUUUCAAACACGACCUUUGAGAAUGUAUCCUCGGUGGCUCAUCCCGCAGUGAAUAUGGGUGUUCCGGGGGAGGUGGAACUCCAACACACACAGCAACACUUCAAUUCGCGCUAUUAUUCUACUGAGGUGAAUGGAUCUACGCCGGAUUUCAAUGGCAUUAUUAGAAGCAAACAAAUUAUGAAACGGGUAAUAUUAAACGUCGGAGGGGUAAAACAUGAGGUUAUGUGGCGUACAUUGGACCGUAUGCCUCAUACCCGACUGGGCAAACUUCGCUCGUGUAAUACCCCGGAAAGUCUCCUGGAGAUAUGUGACGAUUACUCACUAGCAGAAAACGAAUACUUCUUUGAUCGACACCCCCGAUCUUUUGCUUCCAUUUUAAACUUCUAUCGCACGGGUAAACUUCAUUUAGUGGAGGAAAUGUGUGUACUCUCCUUUAGUGAAGACCUCGAGUAUUGGGGAGUGGACGAGCUGUAUCUAGAGUCGUGUUGUCAGCAUAAAUAUCACCAGAAAAAGGAGCAUGUUUAUGAGGAAAUUCGUAAGGAGGCAGAAAGUCUGCGCCAAAGAGACGAGGAAGAUUUUGGUACCGGGUCUCUUGCCAAAUGGCGUCAGAAAAUAUGGGAUUUAUUAGAAAAACCAACUACGUCUAUGGCUGCGAGGGUCGUGGCCAUAGUAUCUAUCCUGUUCAUCGUGCUGUCCACGAUCGCCCUCACAUUAAACACUAUACCCAGUUUCCAGGGGGCCAACGGCGACAACGAAAAGUUAGCUUUGAUUGAGGCGGUCUGUAUAGGCUGGUUUUCACUCGAGUACCUGGCGAGAUUUUGGGCGUCACCAAACAAAUGGAAGUUUUUCAAAGGACCGUUAAAUAUUAUUGACUUGUUAGCAAUUAUGCCGUAUUUUAUAAGUUUGGGUUUAACGGAAACGAAUAGGCACACAACAGAGCAGUUUCAAAAUGUUCGCAGAGUGGUGCAAAUUUUCAGAAUAAUGCGAAUUCUAAGAAUUUUGAAAUUAGCCAGGCAUUCCACUGGAUUACAGUCUUUAGGUUACACUCUACAAAGAAGUUACAAAGAGUUGGGACUUUUACUUAUGUUUUUAGCAAUUUCUAUAUUGUUGUUUUCGAGUUUGGCCUAUUUUGCGGAAAAAGAUGUAGAAAAAACCAAAUUUAUUAGUAUACCUGAGACGUUUUGGUGGGCCGCCAUUACAAUGACGACUGUCGGGUACGGUGACAUAUUCCCGACGACCGUACCAGGGAAGAUAGUCGGCAGUGUGUGUUGUAUAUGUGGUGUGCUAGUUAUUGCGCUCCCAAUUCCUAUUAUAGUGAACAAUUUUGCUGAGUUUUAUAAAGAUCAGAUGCGACGCGAAAAGGCGUUGAAGCGACGGGAUGCUCUGGAAAGGGCCAAACGGACUGGUAGUAUAGUGUCCUUCCAUUCUAUCAACCUCCGAGAUGCGUUCGCACGUAGUGUGGACAUGUUGGAGGUCAGUGUGACGAAUAACAGACGGACGGGGGACAGCUGUGACAGCGAGGAGAUGAAAGGCACAAGUCCCCCUCCCUACGUGAUAAAGACUUUGGAGGAGUGCAAAUCCUCCGAGACGGAACAGAGUGAUACGACCAGUCUUCCGGGUUUAUCCCAUCCCAGCAAUGCUAAGCUCCUCAACGACGAUGACUCCAUCGGAAGGAUGACGUCAUCACAACCAGCCCUUAAUUCCAAUGAACAGGGCAAAUUUGAAUAUUCACCCACCGCUGAAUGUACUUCCGCACGUGCCCGGUGCACAAUAGAGAUGAAAACGCUUGUUCGACAGAGCAGCAAUACAAGCACAGACACUUAUAAUAGUUGCAUGACCCAUCCUCCCAUGAGUCCAUGCGGUAGGGGAGUUCCGGUUCCAGUCUACUCCAAUCUUCACGUCAAUCCGCUGAAGUCCUCACCGGAAGUCUGUGCAUGUUGUACUUCUUCGGAUAUGAAUGAUCUGACUGGGUUAUCCAUCCCUGAUCAUACUUCCUUACUAUCUGAUAAGGUCUUAAACGAUAAACCUUCUGAUCAAAUCAUUCAAAAAUUAGAUGGGAGAUUUACCACCACUUGGCAGAGAGUGAAUUCUCCUCAACAUGUCUUACAGCCGGAACUGGAUGAUGGGUACGGAUUCGCCAUGCGCCGGAAUAUAGAGCCACAGCGGCAUCAUCGAGCCAGCCUAAAAAGACACAAAUCCGAAUCGAGUGAGCGACACCCACAGUUUAGUGAUAUCACAGAAAGAUCGUACAUGUCUUUUGAUAAUCUCCAUGUGGAUGGUUCUACAAAGUCAAAAAGUGCAAAAUUCCGAAAAGCUGUUUCCUUGGCAACCAGACUACAUUCCAGCCCAUCCACCGGAAGGAAACUAGCCAACUAUCAUCUCAUCGCAAACCCACAAUCAGAGGGCUUCGACUCCCCAGGCAUGUCCCCAUGCGGUAUGCGAAAGGUCACCGCCCACUCCAGCCCCUCUCUAUUAGAUUCUCCUCCUUCAAAGAAAAAAUCUAUUUUGAAAAAAGACAGUACUGAUGCAGAAGACACGGAAAAUCUACUAUCGUCCCACGCACGUGAGCAGGAACUUACUCCGGGUGGGAGGCAUGUGCUCGAUGACAUUUCCUGUGUAAGGUAUGACGUGUAUCAGGGAUACAUUCCCAACAAAAGUGAUACAAGUGUUAUGCCCCGGGGCGUCUAUAGUGACGGAAAUCUACCUCCAAAUCGUGUUUGUACGUCAUCAGAAUGUGUGCUCCCACAGGUACAUUCACCAGCAUACUCGCCACUACAAAAUGUGGAAAACUUCAGUUUUGCAGACAUGCACGGUCGAAUUGAAGACAAAUACUCGCCACUAGAUAAUGUGGAAGACUUCAGUUUUGCAGCCAUGCACGGCCGAAGUGAAGACGAAUUUGACUUAAGUGAUAGUGUAGGUAAUCCUAAUAAAAUGAAUAUUUGGAAGCAAAGCCAAUGUCAAAAUGUCCCAUGGCAAAACGAUACGAGCCCGUCUGAUAACUUUGACAUCGAGGAAAGUUUGCUGAGCUCCAAUUCUAUAGGUCGGUCCCAGUCGGAUGCUAGCCUUUCUUCUCCUAACCUACUGAGGUUAUCGCCGCUUCAGAAUUCUAAUUUGUCUGAUUUGAAAAGUGGAAGUGACCAUUUUAAUCACGACUAUGCUAAAGACGACGAAUUGGACAAGGAUGGACAGAAAGAUAUACAAAUAGACUCACUAAUGAACAACGUAAACACUAGACAAUCGUCGGACGGCACCACUGACCCCUACACAACUCCCCAGGCAAGCGGAUAAAUUAGGUGAACGAUACCCCUCAGAAUGACAAUGGCUUUGGAAUACAAAUUGUGUGGCUUCCACUAGUUAUGAUUAAUGUUAACGGGCGUUAUUCCGUAAAAACCUAAAUUAAAUAAGGUAACAUGGUGUUUGGAAGUACAGGAUGGCAUACGCUACACGACGUACAUUCGCAUAGGAAGCAAUUCUUAGUACGUAUAGCAUAUAUAUAGAUACAGAUAACUUAUGACGUCAUAGUGCCACUGACGUCAUUGUGCUCAAUACAUAUAUAUUUAUCAAAACCAGAGAAACAUCACAAUGUAAGUCUCUGCUUAAACAGAUGUUAAGAAUAUUCGGGUGCGUUCGUUUAUUCUGGAUGGGUAGAUGAACUGCAAAUGUACGUGAAUGUUGUUUUCUGGAGCAUCUUCUGAUUCCGAGAACUGGACGCGUUACCAUGGUAACUCCUCGUUAUUAUCCCUGUGAUAUGAGAGAUCUUCCACUUGUGAUGGUUACAUUGUGACAAAUGUAGCAGUUGUACAUAUAUAGAUAACCAGACUGCUGUUUCCACUGGUGUGAAUCUAGUAUGCUUUUUUAUCCCUUUAGCAUUGUUGGUGGAGACCGAACUCUUGCCUGUUAAGUUGUUGUUUUCAGACAUGUUAAAUAUGCAUUAACUAAAUAUAGGACGAAUCCUUGUCAAAUCACGACACCACUAUUGAUCAUUCUGAGACGUGGCACCGCUACCAUGGACCAUCUAGAUUGGGCUGUUCACUAUUUCCAUUAUGAAAAUAGACUACUACUAUUUUUAUUUUAUUUUGUUAUCUAGGUUUUUUCCCAAAAAAUAUAUUUAAUAUAUAGUCAAAAGAUGAUAAUCAUUGAUAUGUUCAAAGAUAUAACUAGCAUGUAGCAUUCCCAGUGUUCAUUAUAGACAGAAUAAUGGUUUAUGCGUACAUAUGUAUACGGUGUGUCUUGUUAAAACACACACGUAAAUAGUCCUUAAUUAAUGUUAACUAUAUAGUAUUCAUAUUGCAAAACAUACCAUAGUGAUUUCCGUUAGUGUCCUAAACACGAUCAUAAGAAAUAUAUUAUUGAAAACUUCUGGUGAAUGUUUGACAGACUGUAAGCACGAGACGAAUGGUGUAAUUGUUAUUGAUGUCCACACCGGUAUAUAGUGUGAUAUUUGAGUGAUUGCGUAAACAUUUUGUCGUAAUAAAAACAAUAUAUCUAUAUAUAUAAUACGGCACACUACAAAUUAAAACCUCCGUGUUAUUGCUGUGGGCGCAUGUUUGGGAGAAACAGAUUCUCAUAUCUUUGUUCUAGGAAAUUUUGAAAAGAAACGAUCAAGUCAAUUUGAAAUUACAGGGCACUUUUUUAACAGGGUAAAAUAGGGCUCUUACUGUACAAUGUCUGGCGAAGGGAUUUUUACACUUAAUUCAGAAUUGCUAUUCGGCGACUUAAGAGUUUGUACUACUACACAGUUAUCUUAUGUCCCUGUUAAGUAAUUGUUUGCUAUUUGAAGUGUUUUAUAUUUUCCCACAUGUAGGGUAAGUAUCAGGUCACUAUUCAGAUGAUCCGGAAAUUGUAGUAUACUUUCUCGAUCUUCUUGUUUUUAAAAUUUUCUCGGAGCAAUAAACCAAUCAAAACCGUUGACAUUCCUUAACACAAUGUUAGAUAUCAAUAUCACCGUCGAUGUAUGUAGUCUGUGAAAUGUUCUGAAUCUUACCUGACCGUACGUUCGUCAAUAUGAACUACCUCCUACGAGUUUACAAUCAAAGAUGGUUAAUCGAUGAGGAUGUGUGUCUGGUUUACCUGGUGUACUGUGGACCUUCUAGUGACGAUUCGCCAAUAUCUUUAUUGUAAUUCUUAUCGAUACCAUCAUGUUUGAAAUUUAAUUUUAGGUAAUUCGCAAAUCGUAUAAUACCAAAUGGAUCAAAAAGGGUGAACAUGUUUGUAAAUUGCCUCACGUUUACAAAAUUUUGGAAUCUUUCUUAUAUCGGUGUAUUUGUGUAAUGUGUAAAGCUGAAUAUCAUAAUGUUUGCCAAAACAAGCUUCUAUAUUAUUUUAUUUCAUGUCUAGAUACAGACAGUGAUGAUGUUGGAGGAGGCUUCACAUGUUAUGGGUUAGUCUGGCCUGACACACAUCCUUUACGUACGAGUUGGAGGAGGCUUCAAAUGAUAUGGGUUAGUCUGGCCUUGCACACGUCAUUGGUAUAAUAUAUUGCCAUUGUCUCCAAAUUUUCCGAAAUUAAUGUGAUGAUGGAAUCAUGCUUCAACCCUAAUAAUAGACAUUUGCCAUGGGCAUAAGAGAAAUUAACGGCGGCGAUUGAACCCCUUAUAGAUAUAAUUUGUAAUCCUAUAUACUGGGACAACUAAUGACAACACAAGCAAGUUCAUGCUGUACGUGUAGUGUGUAUGGGGCCUGUGAGACGCGAAUGUAACUUUUUAAUGAGGUGGUGUAUUAUUUAAUGAGGUGGUGUAUAAAUUAAUGAGGUGUAUGGAAGGUGAUUAUUUGUUAUGUAGCGUGAUUGUUAUAGGUCAGACGUCUGUUAUGUAGUGUGUUCAGUAUUUUAGUCGCUGACUCAGUUGUCGCCGUGAGAAUAUCUACAUAUAAUUAGGAUGAGUGGUAUCUAUUACAAUUAGUAUGCAAAAGUUAUUUUACCAUUUUCAUCGAGUAGCUAAACACAUAUAGAUACAUAAUGUAUAUAUUCAAAUUACUGUUGGUUACUGCAUAUUUGUCUAUUUAUGAUUCCAGCAACUUUAAUGAGACUAAUACCCGACAUGGACAAUACGUCACACACAUGCAAACCUAUAAAGCGUAUCAGUUAAUGACACUACAUACUAUUACAUCGUAUAGAUAUAUGAACCAAUAUUUAUAGAUAAUGUGACCAUUUGGUCAUGUAGCCAUUGUUACGUUUUAUCCGAGAAGUUGUCAAUCGUUAGGAAGUAUCAAAAUACAGCUGUACGUGACGAAUGUUGGCGACAGAUUUAUGAUCCUAUAACAGGUACUAGUUAUAUCGUCACCCGGCUUUUAACUGCAUUUAACAAUGACAACACACCAGUUUAACAUUACACAUUAAUUAAACAUUACCGAAAUACACGUAUAUAUCAAAUUCUAAUCAAUAUACAUGUAGUAUUUAAUUGCUUAUUUGGCAUGAGGGCACGUAAAAAGGUUCAUACAUAAGUAAACAUAAAUACAGUGUCGAUUGUCUUACGAUCUAGUGUUUACAGACGUUAUGAGUUAGUUAGGAAAUAUGUAAUAGCUGUUUAGUACGAAGUACAGACUGGUUAAAUAGUUUUAAUGUUAGUAGUCCAUCCACGAGUAUAGAUAACAUAACAACACCAGACAACAAUGAUACAUCAUGUCUAGCCUACACAUACAUAACAUUCUCCAUAAACAACACUAUUUAAAACUCAUAUUAAUGUGAGUAAAACCGACACACAGCAAGCUCAUAUAUAACAACAUCAUGCAUAAUUGUUUGAUAAUCAUAUUGAUAUAAGUAUAUACCAACAUCGUACAUAAUUGUUUGAUAAUCAUAUUAAUAUAAGUAAAACUGACACACAACAAUAUACAAUCAUAGCAUUUUGAUAAGGUCGAUAUAACCAUGUAUCGACCGAAAUCAAAAUGCUAUGUACAAUUGCUUUAUCAUUUUUCUUGAUUAAUUUUUCAAUUUAACUUUUUUUUUCAUUUAUUUUUAUUGAAAAUUGAAGAAAACAGACAAAUUCAAAUAACAGAAUAUGCUUUCUUGUCUCCAUUACGUAAACAUGGUAAAUCGAGACAUAAAUUUUAAGAAUAAUUUAAUAACGAUCAGAAUUGUUAACACGGAGUGUCAUUAGAUUCGUUUAGAAGAUUUUUCGACGUCAGAAACUCCCCAAGUAAUUUCACCGCUGUCAUUGUGGCCCUUUUAGUACUGGCUAAAUCCGAGUUAUCCAAUAUGGAUUCAACUGACUCUCCACUGAGCGAGGGGAAUCGCGAUGUUUUCAGCUGUUUAUUGAAGUCAACGUAACUAGUUCCUCAGAGCGCUUGACUCUGGUGGACUUUGAAUCACCAUUCAAGCUUCGAAGUGAUAUAUUCCCAUUUAGUCUAUUUAUAACCGUGCAAUGCACAUUUUUGCCAACUUUUUUUUUGUUUCUAUAAGUUAAUUUACUUUUUACAGACGUCCACGUGACAUAGUUCUAACCAAUAAAUGAGCACGAAAAAUGAAGAAAAAAAUUAACUCAUAUAUAAAAUCAUACAUAAUUGUUUAAAAAAUCAUAUUGAUAAAGUAAAACCCGACUCAAUUCACACACACAGUACAUCAAAAAUAGAAUAACGAUUACAUAUAUAAAUAUAUUAAACAAUAAUAAGUUGUGAUCGCGAUGCAUUAAACAAUGCGACCCAAUAAAUAAAACAAAUCCGCGAGAUAUCCGUGAUAUUGUUUAAUUAUCAUUUCUCUUUGAACGUGUGCCAUGAGUUAGGUGUGAUGUUGAGAGCCUACAUUUUGGUUAUACGCCCGUGAUGUGUUACUUACAGACAUAUAUUAAAUCACGGGUGCCGGUAUCUAUGUGUGAACAAACUUCACCUGUAAAAUACUGCCAACAUGAGAGAACAUGGUUGUCAGACAUGCAUACCUCCUAUCUGCAAUAUUAUCGCGAAACGGAAAAUUGUCUGAUACGUAUAUGUAUACAUUUUUAGUGAGAAGUCUCGUUACACAGAUACACAGUGAACGUUUAUAUAAAUACACAUUUGUAAUGAGAAACCUUCUUACACGGACACACAGUGGACGCCUAUAAGUACAUGUGUACAUUUGUAGUGAGAAGCAUUGUUACACAGACACACGUUGGACGCUUAUAUAAGUAUACAUUUGUAGUGAAAAGUCUUGUUACCUACCAUACCUUGUCAACAUUGCUUGUCAAUUACGUUUAUUGAAAUUUGUUUCAUUUAAAAAAAGUUUCACUAUUUCAUAUGCAUUGUUUAAAAUAAAGGUUUUAAUCCAGUUUGAUUAAAUGAU
Messenger RNA from Pecten maximus, 9277 nucleotides. Its product is annotated as potassium voltage-gated channel subfamily B member 2-like. The coding region runs from base 694 to 4317 and encodes 1207 amino acids. The transcript is spliced from 6 exons. Gene Ontology annotation, biological process: potassium ion transmembrane transport; protein homooligomerization. Gene Ontology annotation, molecular function: delayed rectifier potassium channel activity; protein binding. NCBI's taxonomy places the organism in Eukaryota, Metazoa, Mollusca, Bivalvia, Pectinida, Pectinidae. Gene Ontology annotation, cellular component: voltage-gated potassium channel complex; membrane. The record is from RefSeq and is a predicted model, not a curated record.